This is a messenger RNA of Zingiber officinale, 1074 nucleotides long. RefSeq names its product zinc finger BED domain-containing protein RICESLEEPER 2-like. The coding region runs from base 1 to 1074 and encodes 357 amino acids. The transcript has a single exon. NCBI's taxonomy places the organism in Eukaryota, Viridiplantae, Streptophyta, Magnoliopsida, Zingiberales, Zingiberaceae. Gene Ontology annotation, molecular function: DNA binding; protein dimerization activity. The record is from RefSeq and is a predicted model, not a curated record.
AUGGCUCAUAUAGUCAAUCUCAUUGUUCAAGAUGGCUUGAAAGAAGUUGGAGAUUCUGUGAGACGAGUUAGACAAGCUAUAAGAUAUAUUAGACAAUCUGCUGCAAGGCUAAAAAAAUUCAAAGACCAUUGUGAAAUUGAAAAGAUAACAAGUAAAAAGUCUUUGUGUUUGGAUGUUGUUACUAGGUGGAAUUCUACCUACUUAAUGUUAAGAACUGCUUUGGAAUUUGAAAAUGCUUUUAUAAGUUAUGGUAUUCAUGAUCCUGGACUGUUGGAACAUCUUCUUACCCAUGUUUGUGAAGAUGGAAAGGAUGUAGGUGCAUUGACAAGUGGUGAUUGGGAAAAUGUGAGAAAAAUGGAGAAGUUUCUUGAAUCUUUUUAUAAUCUUACCUUGAGAGUUUUAGGUUCACUAUAUGUCACUUCAAAUGUCCACUUUCAUGAAAUAGUUGAGCUUGCUUGUGUUUUAAAGUUGUUGGCAGAUAAUGAUGAUAUUUCUUUGGCAAUGAUGGCAAAAAGGAUGAAAGCUAAAUUUUAUAUAUAUUGGGGUGCUUCGGAAAAAAUGAAUAAGAUGAUUUUUAUUGCUUGUGUGCUUGAUCCUCGUUUCAAAUUUGAUUAUGUGGCUUUUGUGCUUUUGAGAAUGUAUGGACAAGAAAAAGGAGAGAAAAUAAGAGAUGAAGUAAAGUUGUAUAUGACUAUUUUAUUUGAAGAAUAUAGGAAGGUCACUUCAAAAAUCUCUCAAGGAUCAUCCACUAGCAGAGUUGAGCCAUCAGUUAUAAACAUUGAAAGUCUUCACAAAAGAACACUAAUACAACAAGAAUACUUAAGGCAUAAGGCUGAAAGUGGAAAUAUGGAUGCUAAGACUGAGCUAGAUAGGUAUCUUGAUGAUGAUGUUGAGGUUGCAAAUGAACAUUUUGAUAUUUUGCUUUGGUGGAAAGUUAACUCUUCCAAAUUUCCUACUUUAGCUGAGAUGGCUCAUGAUGUGUUAGCGAUUCCUAUUUCUACUAUGGCAUCGGAAAGUGUUUUUAGCACAGGGAGGCGUGUUCUUGAUUCAUUUAGAAGUUCAUUAACUCCUUGA